AUGGAGCCGCCACAAGACUUCAAGUCCCUGCAAGAGGAUGUUCAAAAGUCCCUCGUCUCCACCAUAAAGACGGUCAAUCGCCUUGCCGCCGAGGACCUCUCCUUCCAGCGAACGGCCAAUCCUGACGUCGCCGAUGAUCUCGAUGACAAGGUUUCUCGUCUUCUCCAGCUCUCCACAAGCCUCAUCCAGUCGGCCGCCAAGGCAUGCGGUGUCAGGCCUCCCGCCAUCGAAGAUGUCGACGACAUUGACAUGAAGUGGCAGUCGGUUGUGGACGUCGUCGACUCUGUGUUGGAAAAAGCAGACACCGCCCUGGACGAGUACACCGGACUAGUGAAGCGAAAGGAGCCCAGCAGCGCCGAGUCGGUGAGUGGCCGAGAGUUCCGUCUGUCCGUUGAGGGGCUGCGUCCGAAUUUAACCGUUGCUGCUCUCCAGGCGCCGAAUCCGAAAAGGACCAAGUCGGUCAGCAAGGUGAUUCGGAACGCCAACGUCACCAAGCCGCAGGCCGUCUUCGAGGUCAAGUCCGACAACUUUCCGACCGGCCCGUGGAAGCCGAUCUUGACAGAAAAGCCUUGCGCGACGAUACCACUGGACGAAAGUCUUGUCAUGGUCGCAGGCGAGAACGGCGCUCUUCAGUAUGCCUCCUCUGCCCUCCCUUCCCCCCGCCGCUGUCUCGUAGGAGCAACGCCGCUUACGAGUGUUCAUCUGCACAGAUACAAGCAUCCGUACGAGACAGAAAUUUCCGCCAUGUCCUAUCCUGAUCGAGUUUUCCAUGCGGCCCAGCCUACGCCCCCUCAGCCUGACGAGAAGACGUCGGCCACUUGGGUCGACACCUACGAAGGUGUCUUGGACAUGCUCAAGGAACUCAAGAAGGCCAAGGAGAUCGCCGUCGACCUGGAGCACCACGACUUCAGAACCUACAACGGCUUGGUGUGCUUGAUGCAGAUCAGUACGCGCGAAAAGGACUGGAUCGUCGACACGCUGCGCCCCUGGCGCCACAAGCUCGAGAUCCUCAACCAAGUCUUUGCAGAUCCGAGCAUCGUUUUCCACGGUGCCUACAUGGACAUGCUCUGGCUGCAGCGCGACCUCGGCCUCUACGUCAACGGCCUCUUUGAUACCUUUUUCGCCUGUGAUCUGCUCGCCUACCCUGGCAAGAGUCUCGCCUUCUUGCUCUCCAAGUUUGUCAAUUUCGAUGCCGACAAGCAGUAUCAACUGGCCGAUUGGAGAAUACGGCCGAUCCCGCAAGAGAUGCUGUAUUACGCACGAUCAGACACUCACUUCCUCCUCUAUAUCUAUGACCAUCUGCGCAACGAGCUCGUUGCUGUUUCUGACCGAUCCAAUCCGGAGACGGACUACAUCACUCGAGCGUUGGAUAGAUCCAAGGAGUUGGCCCUCUCUCGGCACGAGCACCCCGAGUACGAUGAGAGCACCGGUCAAGGCGCCCGCGGAUGGUACAACUAUCUGCUAAAGCAAGCCUACCUCGGCUUCGAUGGUGAGCAGUUCGCCGUCUUUAGGGCCCUGUGGAAGUGGCGAGACGAACUGGCACGGCAGGAGGACGAGAGCCCCAACUUUGUGCUCCCGUCCAACAACAUAAUUAGCAUUGUCCGGGUAAACCCGCCGGAUAUCAAGGCCCUCCACAGCAUGCUUCCCUUGACCGCGCCGUUGGCACGCUCCCGCUUCAACGAGAUAUGGGACCUCGUGCGGGAAGCUAAAUCUCGCGCCGGGCCUACGGCACUGCAGUUCUUUACAUCCGCCGCCGCGCCGUCUGCCGAAACGGUCAAGCCCAUCAAGCUCACCCAAAUUCCGGAGCUUGGCGAGGAGGUCGUUAUCCCCAUCAUGUCGCGGUCGCAACUCUUUGGUGACAUGCCCCUCAGCACCAUGUGGGAAGCCGAACAGGCAGUGGAGACGCGGGUAGACAAUAUCCCCUUUCCCUGGCAACGAUUCACACAAGAUGCCAUGACGAUGAAAGCGGGCGGACAACAUGUCGACGUCGACCCGGUUGUAGCCGCCAAAGUGGUCAAGGCGCCGCCUCUGGCAGCAGGCAACAGUGCGAUAAACGAGGACGACGAAGAGUUCACGUUGAAGAGGGGCAGGAAACGAAAGUCGGAGGACGUGGAGGAGACGAUUUCGGAAUCCGACACGAGCUCUUGCUCCGACACGAGUAGCGAGAGCGAGAGCGAAGAGGACGAAGGUCUCGAAGCGACGGAAGAUGGGAACGGAUCCAAGAACGCUACAUCGGAUCCUAAGCAACAGCGACGGCGUGAGCGGGAGGCGAAGAAAGCCCUCGUCAAGGAUGCUCAGAUGGCGAUGCACAAGGAGAAGCAGCUCAAGAAGCGGAAGAAGAUGGAGGAGCGCCAGCAGCAGCAGCAGCAGCAGCAGCAGGACGAGGAGGACGAGGAGGCGCCGUUUGAUUACAGCAAGGCCAGUUCGGUGAUGCACGCGAGGAAAGACGUCAGCCGUCCCGCCAAAGUGCAGAAACCGUUUGACCCGUACGCAAAAAUUGGCGACAAUCCGAUGAAGGGUGCACGAAAAGCGCCACCAGUCAAGGGCGAGAGGAGCUCGACCUUCCGAAAGUAG
Drechmeria coniospora is the source of this 2574-nucleotide messenger RNA. RefSeq names its product exosome complex exonuclease Rrp. Lineage: Eukaryota; Fungi; Ascomycota; Sordariomycetes; Hypocreales; Ophiocordycipitaceae. Gene Ontology annotation, molecular function: nucleic acid binding; nucleotide binding; 3'-5'-RNA exonuclease activity. The transcript has 3 exons. Bases 1 to 2574 code for a protein of 857 amino acids. The record is from RefSeq and is a predicted model, not a curated record. Gene Ontology annotation, biological process: nuclear polyadenylation-dependent snRNA catabolic process; nuclear polyadenylation-dependent CUT catabolic process; exonucleolytic trimming to generate mature 3'-end of 5.8S rRNA from tricistronic rRNA transcript (SSU-rRNA, 5.8S rRNA, LSU-rRNA). Gene Ontology annotation, cellular component: nucleolus; nuclear exosome (RNase complex).